Molecule: messenger RNA, 4299 nt
Organism: Besnoitia besnoiti
Lineage: Eukaryota; Apicomplexa; Conoidasida; Eucoccidiorida; Sarcocystidae
Product: ATP-binding cassette sub-family B member 5
Exons: 12
Coding region: 1-4299 (1432 amino acids)
Biological process (GO): transmembrane transport
Cellular component (GO): membrane
Molecular function (GO): ABC-type transporter activity; ATP binding; ATP hydrolysis activity
Source: RefSeq, a predicted model, not a curated record
AUGGCUUUAGAGACAGGAAGCUUACCCACGGGGAAGCCGAAUCGGCAAAGAGCAGCGAGAGCGGAAGACGAGAAAAGCGAAAGGAACAACGGCCGUCGUUUUUCCUACGAGGAAGGCCGUCGUCAUGUGUCUGCGCUUCCAAAGGGAAGUUCGCCGAACAGGCCGACUCCUCUUCUUUUUCAUCGUUCUCUCCAUGCCGGCGUCCUUUUCGUGUUUUUCUCUCUCUUUGGCCUCUUCGUCUUUUCUUGCGCGGCAUCGCCUCGAGGGUCACCAGCGACCUCAUUUUAUUAUAGAGGGCGAGACUCCACGCCGAGCAAGCGAAGUCAAGGCCCUUCUUUGCCCGCUUGGGACCGCAAGAAGUUUUCGUCCAGCAUAAAAAAGGCCGUUAAACUCGCGUCUGUUACUUACCCACUAGAGUGGUUUUCUUCUCUGUCCUUCCCCCCUGUUGCAUUGUCUCCUCCUUCCUGUUGCGCAUCUCCCUGUUCUUCAGAUCUCCGUGCCUCCUCUCCGAAUCUGUCCUCUUUUAUGCCCUUUCCGCUCUCCUGCUUUACCCGUUUCGCUGCUGCGUCACGACAGCCUCCCCGUCUGCCCGGCGCCUCUCGCUCCUCUCCACUUUCUUUUCUUCUCACUCCGUUCUUAGCUCCGAUUUGGCGGAACCCGCGAGUCUCUCGACUCUCGUUGUUUCCCUGUAGACUUCACGCUGAGAGCAAACUCAAGGGAAGAAGCGGCCGAAGAGAAGCUCCUUCUCUUUUCGCGGACACCUCGCACUCAACACGCGCGGCGCGCUGGCGCGGCGCACGUGCCUUUUCUGCAUCUUCUCUGUCUGCUUUGCCCGCCUCGUUUCCCCCCUUCCCGGCGGCUCACCACGCCCCUCGUCCUUCUGAGGUUUGCUGGGCGUCUUCAUCGUUUCAUCUGUCUGAACCGUCGUGUCUGCAUUUUCUGUCCCUACGCUCCUCGGCGCCGUUCUGUCGCCUCUCUUCUCUCUCGUCUUCCCUCGCCCUGCCUCUUCGACGUUUUUCUCGUUUGCCUGGCUUCUCGCCGUCGCGCUGCCCGUUUUCGGCCCGUCGCUUCUCUCGUCUGUUUUCCUCUCCUCCCCACCCACCCGCCGCCGGUGCCUCCUCUCCUGACUCUGCUCCUUCUCCGGCUGCCUCGUCUGGUUCCGCUUCUUCGUCUCUCUCCUCUUCUUCCUCUCCCUCGCUGCCUCCAUCGUCGUCUCUUUCGUCCAGUCCCCAGCGGCUGCCCGUCUGCCCCGAGUUCGCGCUGCGCCGCGCCGCAGCGAGCCUGAGUGGCUGCUGGGGCAAGUUGCGCCGCGUCGACUGGGCUCGGGAGCCGGACUCACAACUGCAGAAGUCUGCAGCCUUCGCAGAUCUCGCGCGCCGAGGCGACGGACCCGGUGGAGGCGAAAACAUCUCCCGCGAGCGAUGCGAGCCGGACGAGACGCUCUGCGCCUCGCCGCCAGAGCCCACAGAGGGCGGAGACGGCAGCCACACAGAAGAUGACCAGCCGGAAGUCGCAGAAGAGAAGCACCAGGAGAAAACGGUUCACCGGCGACCGAGCUGCAGGGGCGCGGGGGUCUCCGUCAAGCGGCUGCUGAAGGAGCUGCGGGCGACAGUCGACCCGUGGGUCGUCGUCUCCUCCAUUUUGCUUUCGGUGCUCGUGACUUGCGCGUCGUUUCGUCGUUCCUUUUUGACUGGUCGUCUCUACGACCGCGCAGCCUCUUCGCUCGCUGCGGUUGCCUCAUCUGUCGCGCCGAGCGCGUCUUCCAGGGACCUCUUUCUCUCUUUUUCGCCGGAAGAAAACGAAGAGGCUGAGGACGAAGCGACCCAGGCCGAUGAAGAUACCUCCGGCCUCGUAUCGAGAAAGCUUCUCAGGCUUCUUGUUCCCUCAUUUGCUUCCUUGCGCGCUUCGCCGGCGUCUCCGUCUUCGAGCCCGACUGUCUCCGCUCAGCCGUCCUCUCUGGAUCCGGCCUCUGCAUCUGCUUCCAGUUCUUGCGCCUCCCCUGUGUGCUCGCCGGUGGAGGCGGCGCGGGGAGAGAGGCUGGGACUUGGCGAGCGCGCGCGGCAGUUCCUGGCCUUUGGAGACGUUCCCAGCCAACUGAAGCGAAUGAAGCAUCGCCUCCGCCCUGCUUCAGACGCCAGCGGAGACUCGCGGCUUCGAGCCGACCUCGAGGCCUCCAGGCAGCGCCAGAGACGCGCCUUCCUCGGCUUGCUUCCCCUUCUGGGCCGCGUCGCCGGCUUCACCUGCCUCGAACUCUGCGGAGGCGUCCUCAAAAACUUCCUCGCGUCGUUGACUCGGUGGCGUAUCGAAGUGAACAUGCGAAAACGUCUUUUUCGCAGCCUCAUACGACAAGAUAUCUCGUUCUUCGACAGCCAGUGCGUAGGAACGCUCGCGAGUCGCCUGAUCAAUGACACUGAAGACCUCCAGGCCAUUGUGAACAGCGGAGGGACGAAGCUGCUGACAGCAGCGCUGAACUGCCUCGGCGGAGUCUUCAUGAUGCUCACGACUGACCUGACCAUGUCGCUGGUCGGGCUCGCGGGCGUGCCUCUCUUCCUCGCAGCCACGGGGAACGCCUCCAAACUCUCUGGAUACUACGGUCUGUUGAUCAACGACUCGCUCGCCGAUGGCAACACAGUGGCGACAGAAGCCCUUGCGAAUAUUGAGGCUGUUCAGUCGAACUGCGCGGAGACAGUGGAAGUUGCGAAAUACGAGGCUGCACAGAACGCCUACCUGAAACUCGUGAGCAGGACGCUAUUUUCGGAGACUGUGCUGAACCAGACAAAGCAACUUUUCCUGCAUGCGGCUGAUCUUUCGCUGCUCGUCCUCGGCAUGUAUCGCGCGACCCGAGGCCAGGUGACGCUGGGGCGUUGCCUCGCCUUUCGCUCGUACCUGCGGAAGCUUUACUCUGGACUCGAUCGCCUCCUCGAGGUCUACGGCGACUGCCACUUUUCGCUGCGCGCCUCCGAGAGGUACUUCGACUUGGUCGAUCGCUGCCCGGCUGUGCGAGACGGCGCCGAAGCGGAGACCCGAGGCUCCCGCGCAGAGGCCUCACAAGUGGGGGAGGAGAGCAGGCAACAAGUGCCAGCGAGCGAGAGAGGGUCGGCGGGCGAGAGCGAGGAUGGAGGCGGCGCGCAGGGCGACUGCCUGGAAGAAGGGACGGGAGAGAACGAGGGCAGUGCACCGCCGCAAGACGCAGGACAGAGGAUCUCGGCGGACGCCGAAACGGGGAAUGGAACGCCGCCAGAAGAAGUGUUCGUCGAGUUCCGAAACGUUUCGCUUUCCUUCCCUGAAUCGGCGUUCGAGGCGGACGAAGACGCGCGGCCAGGACCAGAGGGAGACUCCGCGGCAGCACGCAGAAAGCCGGGACAGGUCCUGUCGGGCGUUUCUUUCCGAGUUCGGCGAGGGCAGCUCGUGGCGAUCGCCGGCCGGUCCGGCGCAGGCAAAUCGACGCUAGUCAAGCUGCUGCAUCGCUUCUACGAUCCGCAGGAGGGGUCGGUGUACCUGGAUGGCGUCGACAUUCGGACGUUGCCGCUGCAUGCGCUGCGCUCGCGCAUCGGUUUCGUUGAGCAAGAGCCGCUUUUACUUCGGCAGACGAUUGCGGAGAACAUUGCCUACGGACUGUACUCGCCUGCGGAGCGCGCUGCGUCUGACUCACGAGAUUUCUCUCCUUUCUCGCCAUCGCCGCGUGGCGAUUCCUGGUCGCCUACGGCGUCGGCGCUCUUGCGGCCUUUCUCUCUCUCUGAGCCUAAAUCCGCGACGGCGGAUGCUCAGCGUCGGCAGCGCGCGCGCGAGUCGGGAGAGUCGGCGGAGGAAGACGAAAACAUGAGAGAGAUUCUCAGCGCACACGAGGCAGCCUCUUGGCCGAAGGAGCUCCUCAAGAAGACCGUUCUCGCCGCGAAAGUCGCCCAUGCGGAUGAGUUCAUCCGCCGUCUGCCGCAGGGCUACUUCACGCUCUGCGGCGAAGGCGCUCCUGCGAGGCUUUCCGGCGGCCAGAAACAGCGAAUAGCAAUCGCGAGAGCGCUCUGUCGCGAUCCCGACGUCUUUGUGUUCGACGAAGCGACAAGCUGCCUAGACUCCGCGACGGAGGCUGCAGUCGAGGCGACGCUGGAGCUUCUUCGGAAGCAGAAGAAGACGAUAUUUGUCAUUGCACACAAGCUCUCUACGACACGGAAGGCAGACUACCUCCUCGUCUUAGACAAGGGGCAAGUCGUCGAGCACGGGCACCCAGAGGAGAUUCUGAGACGACCCAGCUCCAGAUACGCAGAGCUCUUCGGCGACCGAAAAUGUGAAGAAACGUGCUAG